UGUUUUCUUUUUCAGAUGUUUUUUUUUUCCCGAUGCUAUGCUACCGCUCAAGAAUUAAUGACCGAUAUUGUACAUUUAACUACUUGUCUACUUGACAAAUAUAUAUAUAUAUAUACUUUUUUUUUCUUAAAAGUUUCUUAUCUCCCAACUCUAAGAAUGAAUACCGUGAAGGAAUUAAUAAAUGACAGUUUCAAAGAAAAGGAACCCUGGCAAAUCGUGACGAUAACAACAGGGUCAGUACUUGGCGCUGUCUGGAUAUGGAACUUUUGUAACCAAGAUGAGAGUAUUGUCGUGCGUAGUAAAAAACAAAUUUUUAAAUUGGCCCGUUACAUUCCAUCAGUAAGAGAACAAAUCGAACGUGAGCUGAAUAAUCUAAAUGAUACUUUUGAAAAUGAGACUAAAAUUCGUCUCAAGGGAGUGCAGUUCGUGACAACUUUGCCCAAGAAAGGUCUAAAUCAUGACCAAGUUAUUGAAGCUGUCAAACAAUCCGUACAAAUGGGUAACUACGAUUGGAAAAAUGGUAAAGUAUCGGGAACUGUUUACAUGAAUGAUGAAAAAUUAAUAAGUUUGAUGGCUGACGUUUAUGGCAUCGCUUCGUACACAAAUCCCCUGCAUCCUGAUGUAUUUCCUGGUGUCUGUAAAAUGGAGGCUGAAGUUGUCAGAAUCGCUUGCCGUUUAUUUCAUGGCGAUGACAAUACUUGUGGAACUAUGACAAGCGGCGGUACCGAAUCAAUUUUACUGGCAUGCAAAGCGUACCGCGACUACGCACGCGAUGUCAGAGGAAUAAAACACCCAGAGAUGGUGAUACCGGUAACAGCACACUCGGCUUUUGACAAAGCUGCCCAAUUUUUGAACAUCAAAGUGCGCGCUGUACCGGUCAAUCCUAAAAGUUUUUCAGUCAGCAUCGAUGCCAUGAGAAAAUCUAUUUCUCGAAACACAAUAAUGCUCGUUGGUUCAGCGCCAAAUUUUCCUUACGGCACGAUGGAUAAUAUCGAAGAGAUAUCAAAACUAGGAGUUAAAUAUUCAAUUCCAGUGCACGUUGACGCGUGUCUAGGUGGAUUUUUAUUGUGUUUUAUGCCUGAUGCUGGAUUCACUGUACCUCAGUUUGAUUUUAUUUUACCUGGUGUCACUUCUAUUUCCGCUGACACUCACAAAUAUGGAUAUGCACCGAAAGGAUCCUCAGUAAUUUUAUAUAAAACUAAAAACUAUCGUCAUUAUCAAUUUACAAUAACCACAGACUGGCCUGGCGGCAUCUACGGAUCUCCAACAGUGAGCGGAUCACGUGCUGGUGGAAUAAUAGCCGCAUGUUGGGCAGCAAUAAUGCACUUUGGCUACGAUGGCUAUUUGGAGUCAACUAGAAAAAUAAUCCAGACAACAAAAUACCUCGAAUCUGAACUAAGAAAAAUAGACAGUCUGUUUAUCUUCGGCACUCCCGGUACUUCAGUUAUCGCACUGGGAUCAGAUAAAUUUCACAUUUAUCGUUUAUCUGAAGGACUCGCUUCCAGAGGCUGGAAUUUAAAUACAUUACAGUUUCCAAGUGCGAUACAUUUGUGCGUAACUUAUGUACACACGCAGCCAGGUGUUGCCGAUCAGUUUUUGGACGACGUUAGAAAUGUUGUGACUGAAAUAAAUAGCGCACCUGACGUCUCUGUCGAAGGACGGCUCGCGAUGUAUGGAAUGAGUCAGAGUCUACCGGACCGCACUGUCGUCGGUGACUUGACUAAAUUAUUCAUCGACUCCGUGUACUUUAUUCCCGAGGAGGAAAAAAAUUAGCGGCGCUAAAAUCUUGCCGAUUGAUCGCGCUACUGAUACCUGGAGCGUUUUAUAUUUUUUUAAUUUUAUCCAGCGGUAAUUGGUUACCACAAGUAUAAAGUUAUAAGGGGCCAUCCAUAAAUUACGUCACACGAAUUUUAGGACUUUUGAACCCCUCCCCCCGUCCUUGUCACAUUUUUGUAACCCCCCUCCUGAUGUGACGUCUCACAUUUUUUAAAUUUAUGCAUGAAUUUAAAAUAAUCGAGAGAAAACGGCUAUUUGAUUGUCUCACUUGCAUUACAACGCCGCUCUAGAAGUUAAAUGACGUUGCAUGGGAGAUAAUCUUAUAGCGAGAAUGCUAAAUUAUUAAUAGAUAUAGAUCACGUUCGUAAAUUUUUAAAGUUUUUUAUUCACACCUGAACUUCGCGUUUUAGUAUUUUUAAUUUUAACAGGUGACGUCACAAAACUAUUGACCCCCCAUGCCCCUGUCACAUUUCGGUGAUACCCCCCCUCCCCAUUAAAGUGUGACGUAAUUUAUGGAUGACCCUUAAAAAAAAAAAUCCCAAGAGGUUUUCGACACAGAAAAAAAUAAUUUUUUGGCGCAAAAAAUUUUUGUCCUCAAUUGAUAGUGCAAAAUAUUUUUUGUACAAAGAAAUUAUUUUUUUCUGUACUGAAGACGCGAUUUAUUUUAUUACCGUAACUGUAGCGCGAUAGUGCCAUUUUUUGCACAUGUGUUUGAACGCAUACUUGGCGCGAGACACUACCGUGUCUUUGGAUCAAUUAAAUACUAAAAAAUAUUUUUCACAUCAAUUUAUAUAUGGAUUGUUUUUUAUAAAUAAAUAUAUAUAUAUUUUUUCUGUCAAA
Microplitis mediator is the source of this 2616-nucleotide messenger RNA. RefSeq names its product sphingosine-1-phosphate lyase (gene Sply). The transcript is spliced from 8 exons. Gene Ontology annotation, biological process: sphingolipid catabolic process; carboxylic acid metabolic process. NCBI's taxonomy places the organism in Eukaryota, Metazoa, Arthropoda, Insecta, Hymenoptera, Braconidae. The record is from RefSeq and is a predicted model, not a curated record. Gene Ontology annotation, cellular component: endoplasmic reticulum. Gene Ontology annotation, molecular function: sphinganine-1-phosphate aldolase activity; pyridoxal phosphate binding. Bases 16 to 1773 code for a protein of 585 amino acids.